Mytilus trossulus (common blue mussel) is the source of this 6714-nucleotide messenger RNA. RefSeq lists its product as uncharacterized. The record is from RefSeq and is a predicted model, not a curated record. Gene Ontology annotation, molecular function: protease binding; death domain binding. The coding region runs from base 1 to 3426 and encodes 1141 amino acids. NCBI's taxonomy places the organism in Eukaryota, Metazoa, Mollusca, Bivalvia, Mytilida, Mytilidae. The transcript is spliced from 12 exons. Gene Ontology annotation, biological process: regulation of apoptotic process; signal transduction.
AUGUCAAAGACAUCCCCAGAAGUAACUCCUGACUCCCAUUUACAGGAACCUGCAGCACCAGUAGUUGAAGAUUCCAUCGGAAAAGGGCAACAGUCUGCCAUGUUAAAUCGUUUAUUAGGGAAGGGCAGCUAUGAAUCUUUUGAUAUGAGAUGCAUGGUAACUGGCCAAUUUUCUGUUGGGAAGUCGACUCUUGUUAAGCUGUUAGCUGGAGAAAUUAUACCUGAUGGUCGACACCCGACAGAUGGGAUUUCUCUGGUAGAAGGUCGCUGUGGCCUAGAUAUUCUUACAAAAGAGUGGAUUCUUGUUGAUCAAGACUCUUAUAAUGCCCUGGAUGUUGUGUACCAUAAGGUUUUAAUGACCUCUCUGGAAGAAGAGAAGGAGAGUGAACUAACCAAAAAGUUCAUCAAAGCUCCAGAUACAAGCCCAACUGGUUAUGCCAAAGCUACACUUUCCUCUUUGCCCUCAGAAGAGUCUGCAGCAGCACAAUGUCCACAAUCUAUGAAAUCCUCCAAUGUGCCUCACACGGUAAAACAGAUGGAAAAGAAAAUGAAAACAAGAAUGACUAAAGAAGAAAUUAGAAAGAAAAUGGAAAAGGUCCUCAAAAGUGGGAAGUAUAAAAUGAAAGUUGGACGUCUUAUCUUCUGGGAUUUUGGUGGACAAUACGUUUAUUUAACAACACACCAGACCUUCAUGACGUUCCGGGCAUUGUUUCUUGUAGUAUUUGAUGGGAGCAAAGAAUUGCAUGAACAGGUCCCUGAUGUGAUGUGUUUUCCAGGGCAGCACAUGACGCCAACGCCAGCAGUAUUCUUGCAAUAUUGGGUCAAUUCCAUCCUGACCUAUUGUAAGGUUGUAUAUGCAGGCAUUCCAAAGAUCUUGUUUGUUGCCACUCACAAAGACAAAGUACCAUUGGAGAAUAUUGCGACCAGACGUGAAGAGCUUUACAGAGGAAUUGAGGAAUUGUUUAAAGACCACGAGGGAAAACAUCAUCUGGUCCUUAGACCUCUAAUAUUUGUCAAUGCCAAAGAUCAAGCCGACCCAGAAAUAGAAGUUCUAAAGAAAACAAUUACAGAACUUACAUUCGACCACCCAUGCUGGGGUGAAAGAAUGCCCAAUGCGUGUGUGCCACUAGAGCUAGAGAUCGCUGAACUAGUGGCAGAAGGAAAGCAAAUAAUGUCAUUGGCUGAAGUUAAAGAAUUAAAUGCUAUCAGCGAGGUGUCUGUCCUGUCCCCUGAGCAGUUGACUGAUUUCCUACAUUUUCAUCAUUCUCUGGGGAAGAUUGUUUAUUUCGAUACACCCCAACUGAGAGAUAAUGUAAUGAUCAACCCCCUUCUUAUGGUGGAAGUUAUGAGAUCUUUUAUCACAGAUGUUGCAUUUUGGCCUAAAGAAAAUAAAACAAGAAAAACCUUCACAAAAAUGUCUGCAAAUGGAAUGAUACAAAAAGAAGACCUCUACCAGAUUUGGGAACAACAAGAAUUCCGUCAGAUUUUACCAUUUAAAGAGUACAUAUUUGAUAUGCUGAUACAUCUAGAUAUCGUAUCCGAACAACGGAGAUAUGAUACAACAGGGAGUCGUCUACCAAUAGAAAACUUCUUUGUACCCUGUAUGCUUACACAAAGAAAUAAUACAGAUUACUUGACACAAGAAUGUAAACCAGAGAGGACUGUUAGUUUGGCCUUUGUUUUCAAAGGAACCAUCAUACCUCCAGCCUUACCAAACCGUCUAAUAUGUGCAUGUCUGAGUAUGUGGACAUUAAAAGAAUACCAAGGACGGAAACUUAUGUUUUCCGGGUUUGUUGGGUUAUCGUUUGAUAAAGAGCAUGAUAUUGUUGUCUGUGUAGAAGGAAAUAAGAUCUUACUGUACCUAGUCCACAAGCGCUCCAAGGGCCUGAUAAUACCUGAUAUAGCCACCAGUGUCCGGGAUUGUUUGUUUGUUACUUUAGAAAGAAUCUCCGAAUUUUAUCAGUCCUCCAUUGAUUGUAAAGCCAGCAGCAAGUUACCUUUCCUCACCGAGUACUCCUGCUCGACAUUAAACUGUUUCACUUCAGAAAACAAGUUGGUCUCCGAGACUGAGGAAUGUCUUUGUAAACACGGAGAAAACAUUAAAAAUAACUGGCGUAUUUGGAAUAAGAAAAAGGAGCAAAAGCAGUGUGAUGCUAAUUGUCCAGGUUUGAGUGAAGAUGCGUUAUCUCAGAUCCCAAGUAACACAGAGUUGCUUCGUCUGUCUGUUAAUUGUGAGACACGCAUGCUACACGAUUUGGCUCUCCAUCUUGGAAUGGAAGAAAUGGUAUGGAGUGAUAUGGUAGAGAAUUACCCAACAAAUACACAGAUGGUAAAAUUUUUGACACUGAUGCAUUUGAAAGAUAAUGAUGAAAUUACAUUCACAGAAUUGGAAAAUGGAUUGAGAGAAAUGGAAAUACCAUCACAUACAUUAUGUGUGGUACGUCAGAGAAAACAAGUGAAAUCUAGUAUUCCUGAUGAUAUUCUAGACUGCAUUCCAUCAGAUGAAAUUGUAGACAGAUUAGCACCGCUGAUAGGCAAGAUAGUUCUUCAACUAGGAAUAGAACUUGGACUGUCUGUAGAAGAGAUAGAGAGCAUCAAAGAGAAAUGUGAUCGUGAUUUGACAGCACAGAAUAAGGAAGUGUUAUUUACAUGGAGGAAAGAUAGAACAGUGAAACCUACAAUACGGGUACUUGAGCAAGCUUUUGUAAAUAUUGGUAAAGGAGCCAGGUGUUUAAAGGAGGUUUUAAAGGACGUUGAUCCCAAUACACUUAAAGCAGUAGAAAUUGUAACAGAUAGAAUCAGGGAAAACGAAAACAGAAUUAUACAAGAUAUACAAAUCAGCCAAAUUUUAGACCAUAUGAUGACACAUCUGGUGAUAUCAGCAGACGACAGACUUGGUAUUGAACAUUAUCCUCGACAUGAUGACCAGAACAAAGCAUUGCUGGAUAUUGUGAUUAAAAGGAGAGAACCUGCUUACAGUGUGUUUGUUGAUGGAUUACGUAAUUAUGGAUACGAAGAUAUCGCUAAUGAUUUAAUAUAUCAUUCACAGGAAACUAGUCCAAGUCCGACAUUAGUAUCUGCUGAAAAUGAAGGCUUUUCAGUUUGUAAUGUUCCAUUGUAUAAAGUUCGUCUACAAAAGAAUUACCUCAAGGUCAUCACUGAUAUACAACACGAGAACAUAGUAGAUCAUCUAAUAUCAAAAGAGGUAGUGUCAGUUGAUGAUGGGAAGAAGAUAGAAUCUGGUAAAACACCACAGGAAAAGAACAGGAAUUUGAUGGACAUUCUUUUGCGAAAAAGUGAACAGGGAUUUAAUGAAUUUCUCAAAGCCCUAAAGAAAGACUCUAUUUAUGCAGAUCUAGCAGAUCAAAUAGAAAAGACAGAAAUUACUAGCACAGAUAUGGCAACCUUUCAUCAAUGCUUGAAAUAAAAUAAAUGUACAUUUUUUUCAGAAGAAAAACUUUACACAACAAGUAAAAGACAUCUAGGACAAACACCAGUAAACAAUGAAUACAAGGAUGUAUUGUCAAUCCAAUGUUCAAUGAUUUGGUCACUUAAAUCAUCAAUGUGAAUGAAUCACAAUAUAUAAUUGAUAACAUUCUUUAAUUUUAAACAUAUGUCAUGUGUGAGUGUCAUGCUUGGCAAGGAAAAAGCUAUCUACGAGUGUUCGUUCCAUAACAGUUAAUAUAAUUAUGAAGCAGUCAUGACAUAUUCUAUAUUCAUAUAAAAUAAUUUUAAUGUAUCUUAAUAUAAUUAUUGGGAACCAGUAAUUGGAAAGUUCAUAUGCACUACUGUUUUUUCCAAAGGUCAAAACAUAUGGCUGUGCUGCAUAUUUUCAAAAUUUAUAUGCCUCAAACUUCCAGGAAUUUAAACCUACAUGUAUACUGAAAUUAUAUAUUUCCUCUCACUUAACAUUUGGUCCUUCUCAGAAUUUAAUUUGGCUGCUAUCCAUGUGAAUUCAUUCUGGUAAAGUUCCUAAGAUGUGUCUCUUUGAGAUGCAACAUAGUAUCAUAUCUAGCAACCAGUAGGUAAACAAAACAUAUAUCACUAGUAGAUAUCCCAAAAGAGGCUUUGUUUGUUAAACAGCUGUAUUUACAAAGUGCAACCUAAAGGAUAUGUCGUAACUUGAUACAAUAUACUAUAUGUACUAUUUUGAUAAAUUUUGAAUAACCUACAUAGCUGCAAUUAGGUUAUUAUCAAUUUAAUUUCAAUCAUAAUUGUGUAUGUUAAUCUCUUAAAGCUGUUCAAUGUUACCUUAAUAGUCAAUUUAGGUCUAAAUUUUAAGUCUAAUGAAUAAUAAAGUAUGCACAUAUGAAAUAACUAAUUCAGUGACAGAAUCUUGUCCUUAAAGUGUUUCUGAAAUUUUUGACAUUAGCUUGUUGUAUAUUGUGUUUAUCAAACAGCGAAUUUUAUAUGUACAUUUGUAAAUAAAUAAGCCUAUUCAUAAAUAUGCUCUUAUUAUGUAAAUAUAGUUGUUGCUAUCAUAACAUAGUAUUUCACAACAAUAUGCUCUUAUUAUGUAAAUAUAGUUGUUGCUAACAUAACAUGGUAUUUCACAACGAUAUGCUCUUAUUAUGUAAAUAUAGUUGUUGCUAACAUAACAUGUAUUUCACCAAGAUAUGCUCUUAGUAUGUAAAUAUAGUUGUUGCUAACAUAACAUGGUAUUUCACAACGAUAUGCUCUUAUUAUGUAAAUAUAGUGGUUGCUAACAUAACAUGGUUUUUCACACCGAUAUGCUCUUAUUAUGUAAAUAUAGUUGUUGCUAACAUAACAUGGUAUUUCACAACGAUAUGCUCUUAUUAUGUCAAUAUAGUGGUUGCUAACAUAACAUGGUAUAUUUCACAACGAUAUGCUCUUAUUAUGUAAAUAUAAUUGUUGCUAACAUAACAUGGUAUAUUUCACAACGAAUGUUUUUGACAUAACAUGUUCUGUCAAAUGAACUUAUCUUUCAUCCAUCAGAAAACAGAAGUUUAAAUCUAAACAGGUCAGUGAUGAUUGUUUGGUUAUAUUAUAUUUUCAAAUUGUUGAGAACAUACAUGACAUAUCAAAAGUCGAAAAACAUUUGAAAACCUACUACCAAGCAAAUGUUUGGCCUCAUUCAAUUCAGGCCAUCUGCACCAUGUGUUGUUUGGGGUGUUUUAGCGCAAUGCUAUACAAUUUCUUGCUUGAUUUGCCUUUUUAACAUUUUCGUUUCGAUCGUCAUGAGUGUUCCUUAUGAGGUGCUGAUCAAGUGUUGUUACUUUGUAGGUGAUCCAUUUUCCAAGAUGGCCACCAGCGGGGGACUUAGUUUAACAUAGGACCAUAUCAUGCAUAUGGAAAAUGCAUACAAACGACUUCUUUUAGAGAACCACAGAAUGGAAUGAAACCAAACAUUGCAAGAAUGUUCCUUAUGAUGUGCUGACCAAGUGUUGUUACUUUGUAUACGAUCCAUCAUCCAAGAUGGCCGCCAGUGGGGGACUUUUGAAUGAAAUUAAACAUAGCCUGAAUGUUCCUUUCCUUAUGAGGUUGUGUUGUCACUUUUAGCCAAAUUUUAUAUUUUUUUAUAUGAUUUCAAAAACCCAAGUAGAAUCAGGUAAGCGAUACAGGUUCUAGUUAAAUGUUCUUCUGAAGAUACCAAGACAUUUUUGAUACAUAUUCAAUUUCACCAAUAUGACGGUCUUGAAAUAAGAUUUUAAUCACUGACGUUGUUUAUCAUCCUUAUAACGUGGUGUAGUGUUCUUUUAUUUGUCUUCGUAAAUUACUUUUACUGUUUAACCCUUUUUUGGUAAUACCACUUUGGGAUCUUUAGGUGUGGCUCAGUACUUAAACAUCCUGCCAUUAUGUUAAUCGGCUAUGGUCCUUUUUGUAUCCUUGUUUAUGUUUGCCUAUGUGCUUUGGUCUAUAUGCAAUUUUGUUUUUCUUUGUUGACAUAUUUUUCUUUUUUCUUAUAGUGAUUAAGAUUUCAACACAAUGUCGACUGAUGUACCCCUUUUUUGACAUUUAAAUUGGUACAUAUCAUGUCUGUUUGUUUUGUUCACACAUUGUGGUUAAUAUAAUGGAAUUUUAUGAGACUGUCAUACAAGUAAGAGGUUUAGCUAGCAAUAAACCCAGGUUUACUCCACCAUUCUCUACAUCAGGAAAUGCCUGAAACAAGUCAGGAAUAUGACAGGUGUUUAAUGUGUUUGAGCUUUCGAUUUUGCCAUUUGAUAAGGGAAUUUUUCGUUUUGAAUUUUCCUUGUUUUUCUGAUAUUUUACUUUUUUAUAAAUGAGGAAUACAAUGCCGUUCACAAUGAUAAGCUUGGAAUCUUUUAUUAUUUUUUUAUGUCAGUUUUACAAAAUUUAACCCCCUUUUCCUUCCAUCGCCAACAUCAAAAUUUGUAUAUAAAAAUAAGGAGAUUUGAUAUGAUUGCAAAUUAAACAUUUAUCCACCAAUAUUCCAUUAUUAGCUAUAUUAUUGCUUUUAUGUGAACAUGUUUAUAUAUUCAGAUUUCUACAAUAUUUAAUAGUGAUAAGAUUAUGACAGACAUAAUUUUGCAACAAUGACAGUCCGAUUUCAUGCUUUUCUCCUUGUACUCAAUCACUCCAUACAUGUAUACAAAAAAUCCUAAGCCUGAUUGGUCAUAAAUUUGUCAACCUUUUUCAAUGCUUAUACAUUUUGCCUUCAAACUGUUUGCAUUAGCACAACUGUUUUAUUUUAAAUAACUAGUGACUUUAUAAUUUACAAAUUAAAUAUGUUAUG